Molecule: messenger RNA, 979 nt
Organism: Folsomia candida
Lineage: Eukaryota; Metazoa; Arthropoda; Collembola; Entomobryomorpha; Isotomidae
Product: cuticle protein 7
Exons: 4
Coding region: 127-576 (149 amino acids)
Cellular component (GO): extracellular matrix
Source: RefSeq, a predicted model, not a curated record
UGAUGCCGUGUAAUUUUGGUAUAAAAGAAGUCCACACCUUUUCAUCAAGUAUCAUUCACAUUCAUCAAGCCGUUCUUUAAAGACAUAGCUUUCCUUUCCAGUAAAAAACAGCGAAUUAUUCUAAACAUGCAAGGACUCACGAUUGCCGUAGUUUUGGCCUUGGUUGGCGUGGCUGUCGCCGGUAUUCCAGAUUACCACGGACAUGACCACUACGCCCACCCCAAAUACAAGUACAGUUAUGGUGUUAACGAUAAGCACACUGGCGACUACAAGACCGCUCAUGAAUACCGAGACGGUCACGUGACGAAGGGAAGCUACUCCGUCCUCCAACCUGACGGCAUUCUCCGAACUGUGAACUACGUCGUUGACCCAAAGGGAGGAUUCCAGGCUGAGGUUAUCAACAAGGGAGGUCACGCCCACCACGCUCCCGUCUACGCCAAGAAAGCUUAUGACGCCGGACACGGAUACGCUCUCGGACAUGGACAAGGAUACGCCGUGUCGAGCCUUGGAGGAGCCGGAGGAGCCGGGUUCGACGGUGGUUUCGAUGGUGGGGCUGGAUUCGGGGGUGCCUUCUAAGCCAUUUGCCAUCCAAUCUUUACCUAAAUGCUGAUAUUUUUGCCAUCUAGUCUGAUAACCAAUCUGCGCUCUUGUCUCGAAUCUUGACACUUUUUCUUGUCCUUAUCUUUCCUACUUCUUCCGCUAAUACUUCCGGUUCGUUAACUAACCUUGACUAACUAACUAUUGUUUCAUUUCCUUGUUUCUGAGUGGAAUCAAACCCACUUCUGUGUUCUGUUUGCUUGUUAUCUUCUAUUCUGCCUUCAACUAAUCUUACUUUCCAGACUUGUUCGUCCCAGAGUUUAUUUUUUUAUACGCAAAGAACAAAAUGUUACAAUUUUUUAUAAAUCAAAAGCUUCCAAUGCCAAACUUAUUGAUUUGAAAUAAACGUGUACUCCACAACUGCUCAAUUUACAAAAUGAAA